AUGCUUCACGCCUCGUGGCGGGCAGCUCUGCGCCAGACAUCGCGCUCACAUGUCGCCCUCACCACCUCGCGCGCCUCUUCGCGCUUUUUGCCUGCACAAUGCACGGCGUCGCUCGUAGCUCGAUACCCGCACCGCUGCCCUUCGCCGCCUGCUGCGCUGUGCGCCUACCGCACCUUCUCCACCUCACUGAGCCGGCAGAAGGAAAAGGACCCUAAGGCAGCACCCGAGGAGACAGCCGCUGAAGAGACAGACGAGUCGAAGAAGCUCAAGGAGCAGGAGAAGGUGGCAGACGAGCUUGAGGCGAAGACCAAGACGCCCGACCCAAUACCCUCAAAGACAGGCUCCGGCCGGGGCAGCGCCGCAGGAGGCGAUGGCGGCUCAGGCGGCGACGGAGGCGGCCGGAAACGCAAGAACAGCCCACUCGUCAAGCCUUCAAUACCAGAAGUCUACCCCCAGGUCAUGGCCAUACCCCUCGCCAAGCGCCCACUGUUCCCCGGCUUCUACAAGGCUGUCACCAUCCGCGACAGGGAGGUCGGUCAGGCAAUCGCAGACAUGGUCAAGCGUGGACAGCCGUACAUUGGUGCUUUCAUGUUCAAAGACGACGCUGUCGACAAGGACGUCAUCGAUGACCCCAGUGAAGUGCACGACGUUGGCACUUUCUGCCAGGUCACGAGCGCAUUCCCCGUCGGCUCCGAAGACAACUUCGCCAUGACCUGUGUGCUGUACCCACACCGCAGGAUUAAGAUGACCAGCCUCUUGCCACCCAAGGGUGAGAAGCAGACGUCUGCUGGAGAAGCAACCAUCGCCGACCUCCCCGAAGGCGAGGCUGCACCGGCCGAGACAAAGGCUGGCGAGUCCAAGGGCGAUGUCGUCGCCAGCUUCGAGGAGGCCAGCGAAGACGCAAAGUCGGUUCAGGAAGACCAGACACUUGCCAUCCUGAAGGGCCGCCAAGUCAGCAUUGCCAACGUCGAGAACAUGGUCGAAGAGCCCUUCAGCAUGAAAGACAACAAGGUCAUCCAGGCCCUUGUCAACGAGAUCGUCAACACCUUCAAGGGCGUCGCGCUCCUGAACCCCAUGUUCCGUGAUCACGUUGCUACCUUCUCCGUACACACCACCAUGAGCGUGGGCGAGGACCCUGUAAAGCUGGCAGAUUUUGCUGCAGCGGUCGCUCAAGCCGAGUCUCACGAGCUGCAGGCGGCGCUCGAGGAGAUGGAUGUCGAGAAGAGGCUGAGGAAGUCUCUGGAGGUCCUGAAGAAGGAGCUCAUGAGCGCCGAAUUGCAGAAAAAGGUUAGCGACGAGGUGAACAACCGAGUACAGAAGAAGCAUCGCGAAUUCAUCUUGAUGGAGCAAAUGAAAGGCAUCAAGCGCGAGCUUGGCAUCGAGUCAGAUGGCAAGGACAAGCUCAUUGAGAAGUUCAAUGAGAAGGCUGGCAAGCUGGCCAUGCCUGAGGGCGUCAGGAAGGUCUUCGACGAGGAGAUGAGCAAGCUCUCCGGUCUUGAGCCUAGUGGAUCUGAGUUCAACGUCACCAGGAACUACCUAGAUUGGCUGACCCAGCUCCCUUGGGGCUUGAGCAGCGCCGAGAAUUUCGGCAUCAAGCACGCCCGUGAAGUGCUGGACGAAGACCAUUACGGACUGAAGGAUGUGAAGGAUCGCAUUCUGGAGUUCAUUGCUGUUGGCAAGCUCCGCGGGUCUGUCGAGGGCAAAAUCCUCUGCUUGGUCGGUCCUCCUGGCGUGGGUAAAACCUCAAUCGGAAAGUCGAUCGCAAGAGCUCUGAACCGCCAGUACUACCGUUUCAGUGUCGGUGGUAUGUAUGAUGUUGCCGAGAUCAAGGGCCACCGAAGGACCUACGUCGGCGCUCUGCCUGGUCGCAUCAUCCAGGCGCUCAAGAAGUGUCAGACCGAGAACCCGCUUGUCUUGAUUGACGAGAUUGACAAGCUUGGCCGCAACAGCAACCACGGUGAUCCUGCCGCGGCACUGCUGGAGCUGCUCGAUCCUGAGCAGAACAACAGCUUCUUGGAUCACUACCUGGAUGUUCCCGUUGAUCUGUCCAAGGUUCUGUUUGUUUGCACAGCGAACAUGUCCGACACCAUCCCUCAGCCCCUACUUGACCGUAUGGAGAUGAUCGAGCUGUCUGGUUACGUUGCCGACGAGAAGAUCGCCAUCGCGGAGAAGUACCUUGCGCCUGCAGCGAAGGAGAUGAGUGGUUUGAAGGACGCCGAUGUCAUUCUUGAAAAGGAAGGCAUCGUCGAGCUCAUCAACAAGUACUGCCGAGAGUCUGGUGUCCGCAACCUGAAGAAGCAAAUCGAGAAGGUCUACCGCAAGUCCGCCCUCAAGAUCGUUACUGAAGUCGGCGAAGACGCUCUGCCGGAGUCUGAAGCGCUUACCGACGAGGGCAAGGCCGCGCAGGAACAGUCUGACAAGGACAAGAGUGACGUCAAGGAGACACCUGAGGAUAUGGAGAAGCAAACAGCACCAAAGCCUCGCGUUGCACUCAAAGUCCCUGACACAGUGCACGUCUCCAUCAACAAGGAUAAUCUCAAGGACUACGUCGGCCCGCCCGUGUUCACCGCCGACCGGCUCUACGACUUCACACCACCUGGUGUCGCGAUGGGUCUGGCGUGGACAUCGAUGGGCGGCUCUGCUUUGUACAUUGAAUCCAUCCUGCAGAACGCGCUCUCCGCCUCGUCACACCCUGGUCUCGAGCGCACUGGUUCGCUUCGCGACGUCAUGAAGGAGUCCACAGGCGUUGCCUACUCGUACGCCAAGUCGAUACUGGCGCGCGAAUUCCCCAAGAACAGGUUCUUCGAGCACGCAAGACUACAUCUGCAUUGUCCCGAAGGCGCGGUGCCGAAGGAUGGACCGAGCGCUGGUAUCACCAUGGCAUCGAGUCUCUUGUCAUUGGCUCUCGACACACAGAUCCGAGAUGCCGUGGCGAUGACGGGAGAGCUCACACUCACUGGUAAGGUGCUCAGAAUUGGCGGACUGAGAGAGAAGACGGUGGCAGCACGGAGAGCAGGCGCGAACAUGGUCAUCUUCCCCAAGGACAACUUGAGCGACUGGUUGGAAUUGCCCGAGAACAUCAAAGAGGGCAUCGAAGGCCACCCCGUGGCCUGGUACUCGGACGUCUUCGACCUCAUCUUCCCGGACCUGGACAAGGAGGCGGCCAACAAGCUGUGGGAGAAGGAACUCAAGGCUAAGAAAGGGGACCGCAAGAGGAAAGAGCAGAAGCGGAAAGACGAGGACGAGGACGAGGACGAUGACUGA
Ascochyta rabiei is the source of this 3264-nucleotide messenger RNA. RefSeq names its product Endopeptidase La. The transcript has 2 exons. Gene Ontology annotation, molecular function: single-stranded DNA binding; ATP-dependent peptidase activity; ATP hydrolysis activity. Gene Ontology annotation, biological process: mitochondrion organization; protein quality control for misfolded or incompletely synthesized proteins; protein catabolic process. Gene Ontology annotation, cellular component: mitochondrial matrix. NCBI's taxonomy places the organism in Eukaryota, Fungi, Ascomycota, Dothideomycetes, Pleosporales, Didymellaceae. The coding region runs from base 1 to 3264 and encodes 1087 amino acids. The record is from RefSeq and is a predicted model, not a curated record.